AUUGAAGGAAAUUUUAAAUUAUGAAAGGAAGAUAGAUCCUUCAGAAACCUAGUACCAUUUUUAGGACUUGCAGGUUCUGAUACUCUAGCUGGAGUGAUAUCUAUGUGGCAUGGUAAUAGCUCUCAUGCUGAAGUAUUUGAUAACAAUAAAGAUUUGAUAGAUUUUUCAAAAGCAAGAGUAUUUGGCUUUGAAAUGGCUAGCUUACUCAAAAAUCCCGUUGCUCUUGGGCUAGUCUUGACUUAUUAUUUC
Messenger RNA from Brugia malayi, 249 nucleotides. Lineage: Eukaryota; Metazoa; Nematoda; Chromadorea; Rhabditida; Onchocercidae. The record is from the annotation of a RefSeq genome assembly.